UUUGUGGAAGGGUGUGUUUCUGUGGUGGCCGAUACUGAAAGUGUGGGGAAGGUUUAUCUCUGGUAUUGGGUAACUUUUGAUAAUGUCCUUUUGCUACCAUUAGCUAAAAGUGGUAUUUACGUAAUUAGGUGAAUCGAAAUUACAGAUUUAAAAGCGAAAAAAGUGACAACCGUCACCUAGGGUUGUGUCAGCCUUCUUGUGCCUAUGAUGCCGACGCAGCGGGACAGUUCUAUGUCCCAUCCCGGAGACAAUCCCCACCAGGUCCGGGUAAAAGCCUACUAUAAAGGGGAUAUUAUGAUUACCCACUUUGACCCAUCAAUCACGUUUGAAGGUCUGUACAGUGAAGUUCGUGAUAUGUGCUGCUUUGACAAUGACCAGGUUUUCACGAUGAAAUGGAUUGAUGAAGAAGGUGAUCCAUGUACUGUAUCUUCUCAACUGGAAUUAGAGGAAGCUUUACGACUGUAUGAACUGAACAAAGACUCAGAGCUAAUUAUCCAUGUAUUUCCAUGUGUACCAGAAAAACCAGGCAUGCCAUGUCCAGGAGAAGACAAGUCAAUUUACCGCAGGGGAGCCCGACGCUGGAGAAAGUUGUAUUGUGCAAAUGGACACACAUUCCAAGCAAAACGAUUUAAUCGGCGAGCGCACUGUGCUAUUUGUACUGAUCGUAUCUGGGGUCUGGGACGUCAGGGCUACAAGUGCAUUAACUGCAAGCUUCUGGUUCACAAAAAGUGUCACAAGUUGGUCAGCAUUGAAUGCGGAAGGCAUGUUAUACCGGAACCUCUAAUGCCUGUACCUCCAACUCAUCAUGAUUCGCUUGAACCUGUUAUUCCUUAUAAAUCUUCAAGUAAUGAACAUCUAGAUCAUGUUGGAGAAGAAAAAGAGGCUAUGAGCAGCAGAGAAAGUGGCAAAGCUCCUAGCAGUUUGGGGCUGGCUGAUUUUGACUUAAUUCGAGUUAUUGGUCGUGGCAGCUAUGCUAAGGUUUUAUUGGUACGACUGAAAAAAACUGAAAGAAUCUAUGCAAUGAAAGUGGUGAAAAAGGAACUGGUGAAUGAUGAUGAGGACAUUGACUGGGUUCAAACAGAAAAGCACGUCUUUGAGCAGGCAUCAAAUCACCCCUUCCUUGUGGGAUUGCAUUCCUGUUUCCAAACAGAGAGCAGGCUUUUUUUCGUUAUAGAAUAUGUGAAUGGGGGAGACUUAAUGUUCCAUAUGCAACGGCAGCGGAAACUUCCUGAAGAACAUGCCAGGUUUUAUUCUGCUGAAAUUAGCUUGGCAUUAAAUUAUCUUCAUGAACGGGGAAUCAUUUAUAGAGAUCUUAAAUUGGACAACGUGCUUCUGGAUUCAGAGGGACACAUUAAACUUACUGACUAUGGCAUGUGUAAGGAAGGCCUACGACCUGGCGAUACAACUAGCACCUUCUGUGGUACUCCUAACUAUAUAGCUCCAGAAAUUUUACGAGGGGAAGAUUAUGGUUUCAGUGUGGACUGGUGGGCACUAGGAGUACUAAUGUUUGAGAUGAUGGCCGGACGAUCUCCUUUUGAUAUUGUUGGUAGUUCAGACAAUCCUGAUCAGAACACAGAGGACUAUCUCUUUCAGGUGAUCUUGGAAAAACAAAUACGAAUCCCACGAUCUUUGUCUGUGAAAGCUGCUAGUGUUUUAAAAGGAUUUCUAAACAAGGAUCCCAAAGAACGUCUUGGUUGUCAUCCUCAGACUGGUUUUGCUGACAUCAUGGGCCAUGCAUUCUUCCGAAAUGUAGACUGGGACCUUUUGGAGCAAAAGCAAGUUGUUCCUCCAUUCAAGCCAAAUAUUUCCGGAGAGUAUGGUUUGGAUAACUUUGAUGCACAGUUUACUAAUGAACCAAUACAACUUACCCCUGAUGAUGAUGACGCUGUGAAAAAGAUUGAUCAGUCAGAAUUUGAAGGUUUUGAAUACAUCAACCCUCUCCUGAUGUCAGCAGAAGAAUGUGUCUAGCAGAGAAAUGUAUUUCUGUUGCUGUUAUCUUGGCAGGUCUGCAUGAUAAAGAUCCUGUGUGUGACAUCAUCUUACUUCAUAUCAUGCCUGAAAAACAUUUUCUUUCAGCAAUUGAACAUUUGGAAGAACUCUGGCAAAAUGCAGCAUAGUUCCUCAAAGGUUUCCUUAUGCAAUUUGUAUUUGUUGUUUGUUUCACCCUCAUUUUUACUGGUAAAAUAGCUUUGGUUUAGUUUUGUAUUACAUAUGUGCUGUGGUCAGCAUUCCAUUCCAUGCAGUAGCCUGUAGAAAUCAAAUACUAAGCUGCUGUUUACUAAGGCCACUCUUAGUCAAAAUCCUUGUGUUAUUUUUAUGGAUAGAGAGGUUGUACUAAGUUCUAGAGAAAUGAUGCAAAUAUGCAAGGAAAUCACAGAGUGCAGGUACAUGAAGAAGUGUGCUGCAACUUUCAAGACCAGUGAUGAGUGAAGCAUACACAACAUUUCUGCAGUUUGUGCUAUGAGACUAAUGCUUUGAUGCAGGUACCAUCAUUUGAAAGAUAUUCUCAACCUUAGAUCACAUGGUACACUACUCCUGAUUUUAAUUCAUUAAAAUGAUUUUAAAGUUGGACGUUAUUAGUUGUGAGGCUAUUUGCAAAAACCUGACAAGGCAAUGGAUGCGAUUGAUGCUUUAAAUGUUGCAUGUUGGUUUGGGAUUUACCGUUAAGGUUUGUCAUAUAAAAUGAUAUGAAGGUGAAUUUCUUUUUGCAACAGACUACACAUACAAUAUAUUGCAGACUGUUUUUAUUAAUAAUUAAUCUAUUAAAAAUAUUCACAUUCACAAGUAUAGACACUAUGAAAAUGUAUAGGUAACACCUACCCAAAUAUACCAUCAAAGGAAUUGGCCAUCCUGGUUUUUUUCCUCAAGAACAAUAAUACUUCCAACUGCAUUGGUCAUCAUAUUCUCUGUGCUAGUAAUCACUAUAAUUCUAAUCGCAUUAACCUAUUCAGAAUAGAUUUUAUUGGAUGGUCUCUUGCACACCAGACCAAACUAAUUUUGAGAAAAUUGAUCACAAUUUUAAAAUAUUCAUUGGUAAUAUAUCAAACAUUUCUCUAUGAUAUCUCAAACCUAAGAGUCAACAUGUUUUAAAUUUUGCUGAUAUAUUUUUAUUUUCCUGGCUUUUAAUCAGUUGCCUACAUGGAAAACUAUAAGUAGAGUAUUGGAAGUAUCAGGUGUAAUUUUUUUCCUUUUCAAAUAUUAUAUUACUUGGGCAGAUGCACAGAGACAGCAGAUCAGAUGUAAAUAUUAAAUUCUUAAUUUUACAUUGUUCAUUUAGAGAAAAGUAAGGUGUCAUGCAUUAAACAAUUACACAUUAACGAUUUAGGCGUCAUGCAUGGGUUAUUGUCAAAAAAAGAUACAGAGUGUACAAAAACAAGACACACACCAUUUUAGGUCAAAGAAAGGCUACAGAACAGAAUCCUAGGGUUUCAGGUGGUCCAUGGCUAAAACCUUGUUUUGUGUAUUUUGAGUCUUGGUGCGCUUGCAAAGCUUUUCUGUAAGAUGAAUGUGUGUGUGUUUUUAUAUAUAUAUAUAUACACACACACACACACUGUAUACAUGCUGAAUGAAAAUGUUCAGUCACACCAACUGUUUUACUAGAUAUUCCCUCCUAAUGGUCUGUGCCCCAUACAAGGUCAUUGCGCACAAGAAGCUCAGAUGGCAUCAGGUGGUGUGUAGGAGAGCAUUGCCACUUUAACAUAGACUUUGCCCAAUAAUAUUAUUUGCUUUUAUUUGUUUUGUAUUUAUUACUGGAAGCCUUAAGUGGCAUCAUUAUCUGCAGAUACGAAAGAACAGAACUGUAUGAGGCAAAAGGCAGCUGGGAUGCUGGGCUUCAUUCUUUGACUUCUUUUGCUCUCAAUGUCACUAUAGAAAUGCCCAUAAAAUUUACUCUUCAUAUUGAGGUUCGUGCUUUAGAAUAAGUAAUAUAAAAUUUCUUCCUCAAUAAAUGUGUCCUCAAUGUGUGACUGUAUAUGUGUUUAUAAUAUAAAGAUAUGUGGCUAAAUAUGUGCACACAAAAUAUGCAAGUGUUUUCAAUCAUUCCUGAGAACUGAUUUUAUGUAUUCUUAAUUUUAGCUGUAAUUUUAUUUUACAUGAACGUUAAAUGUGGAGCACAAAGCAGAGAAAAAUAAGUCUUUGUUUAUUUACUGCUGUAUUUUAUUUUUUACACUUUUUUAUUGUUGCAUUCAGACACAACUUAUUUUUUUACAAGUGGAGUCAAAUACUGUAACACUACUUAGCAUAUUUUAAUUUUAGGUUGAUUGCAACUUAACAGGUACUUAAACUUUAAUACACUGUACUGCUGUCAAAGAGGAAAUGUCUGAGUACACUACAUCUUAUCCUGCUUAAUGUGUAUUGUUUCCACCCAAAGACAAUUGUAAAACAUAUAUAUUAAUGAGCAAGGAGUGAAUACUGAAUGAACAUUAAUUUUAUGUCACAGCAUUGCAUUUGGUUCAGAGGGUAAAUCAGUAGAAAGAAAAAUAAAACAAUAAGGCAACCUUGACAUGUGGUUGGCGCCUUUGUAAACAUUAUUUUCAUAACAGCUGCACUUUGAUGCACAAAUAAGCAUUCUUUGUCAAUAAAUUUAAUAAAGUGAUUUAAUGUUUUUGUU
Messenger RNA from Polypterus senegalus (gray bichir), 4609 nucleotides. It is a transcript of the gene prkci, whose product is annotated as protein kinase C, iota. Bases 205 to 1968 code for a protein of 587 amino acids. NCBI's taxonomy places the organism in Eukaryota, Metazoa, Chordata, Cladistia, Polypteriformes, Polypteridae. Gene Ontology annotation, biological process: protein phosphorylation. The record is from RefSeq and is a predicted model, not a curated record. The transcript is spliced from 18 exons. Gene Ontology annotation, molecular function: protein binding; diacylglycerol-dependent serine/threonine kinase activity; ATP binding.